Messenger RNA from Hyphopichia burtonii NRRL Y-1933, 312 nucleotides. RefSeq lists its product as uncharacterized. NCBI's taxonomy places the organism in Eukaryota, Fungi, Ascomycota, Pichiomycetes, Serinales, Debaryomycetaceae. The coding region runs from base 129 to 299 and encodes 56 amino acids. The transcript has a single exon. The record is from RefSeq and is a predicted model, not a curated record.
AAUCAAUACAUUACCAUGAAGUAAAGCUUUUACAGCCUUGUUUAGUGCAACAUUUGGAUCAAAAAAACUUUUUUUUCCGUAUUAGGAAGUCAUCUUUUGAUCGCCUAAAAAUUUUUAGUCCAACUCUAAUGCUUCUGUCAUUGAAGCUUGAUCACGGAAAGCCCCCUCCAAGCACGUCAAUAGAUAGGCUUUCGAACAACUCAUCCUUAGCUCAAAAGAUGGUGUCUGGAAUUGUAUAUGCCUACUCAGUCUCUACACCUUCCCAUUACUCUCGUUUUCUCUGCUUAGCAACUGGCUAAAUUAGUAGCUUAU